Leopardus geoffroyi (Geoffroy's cat) is the source of this 1443-nucleotide messenger RNA. Its product is annotated as olfactory receptor 1I1-like. Gene Ontology annotation, cellular component: membrane. The record is from RefSeq and is a predicted model, not a curated record. NCBI's taxonomy places the organism in Eukaryota, Metazoa, Chordata, Mammalia, Carnivora, Felidae. Gene Ontology annotation, biological process: protein phosphorylation; G protein-coupled receptor signaling pathway. Gene Ontology annotation, molecular function: ATP binding; G protein-coupled receptor activity; protein tyrosine kinase activity.
AUGUACGACUUCUUAGUCAACCUCUCACUGCUGGACACUGCCUAUAUCUCCAGCACGGGGCCUCAGGUGCUGGAACACCUGCUGGCAGCAGUGCGGACCGUGCCCUAUUGUGCUUGUCUUCCCCAGAUCUUCUUUCUCCACUUCCUGGCUCCCUGGGAGUGCUUCCUGCUCACAGCCAUGGCCUAUGACCGCUAUGCAGCCAUCGGCCGGCCACCGCACCACCUAGUCCUCAUGGGCCCUCCACUGAGGUUCUGCGGGCCUCGCCUCAUCACCCACUUCUCCUGUGGCCUCCCUCCACUGACCGGACUCUCUUGCUCAAGCACGUGGGCCAGCGAACUUGCCCUGUUCGUCUUCAGUUUCGUGCUGGCUCUUGCAGCCCGUGCCCCGGUUGCGAUCUCCUGUGUACGUGUUGUGGCUGCGAUUCUCAGGAUUCACUCCGCUGAGGGCCGAAGAGAAGCCUUUUCCACCUGUGGUGCUCACACCACCGUGGUCUGCAUUUUCUACAUCGCUCCAGUCCUCUGCUACAUCCUCCCCAGCUCCGCGUGCUCUGGCUUGCGGGACCGGGUGCUCCCUGUGCCAAGAGGGCUUUGUUCAAGGCCCUCGGGAAAGAAAGUGCCUCCUGGGCACCGGUCACAUCAAAUCAACGAGGAGUGUCCCCGGCUCAGGAGUUUCUCACAUCCGAAUGUGCUCCCAGUGCGAGGUGCCUGUCAGUCUCCACCUGCUCCACACCCCACCCUCGUCGCACACUGGAUGCCGUAUGGAUCCUCCCUGUACAAUGUAUUACACGAAGGCACCAAUUUUGCUGUGGACCAGAGCCAGGCUGUGACGUUUGCAUGGGACAUGGGAAGGGGCGUGGCCCUCGUACACACUCUAGAGCCCCUCAUCCCACGACACGCACUCAGCAGCCGUAGUGUAAUGAUUGAUGAGGACAUGACUGCCCGAAUCAGCACGGCCGACGUCAGGUUCUCCUUCCAAUGCCCUGGGCGCAGGUAUGCACCUGCCUGGGUGGCCCCUGAAGCUCUGCACAAGAAGCCUGAAGAUACAAACAGACGCUGAGCAGACACGGGGAGUUUUGCAGUGCUUCUGUGGGAACUGGUGACACGGGAGGUACCCUUUGCUGACCUCUCCAACACGGAGAUUGGAAUGAAGGUGGCACUGGAAGGCCUUCGGCCUACCAUCCCACCAGGCAUUUACCCCCGUGUGUGUAAGCUCAUGAAGAUCUUCUCCAGGGUGGGGCUGGCACAUGCCAGUGCUUUGGGGGUGAAUCCAAUCACACAGGAGUUUGAAAUUUCAUGCACGUGAUCCAUUUGGUGAAUCCUAUUUUGGGUGCCAGGUUUCCCCCCAUUUUCAGCAACGAUCAAGUAUUUCUGUUGCUCUUUCCCCCCCCCCCCCUUAUUCUAAAACACUGCUUUCUAUUUAUGGAAGUAAAACAUGGUCAUUGCA